ACACUGUACGGACCUGGUCGCGCGAGACUAAACCGCACAGGUGGCUACCGAGCACAGCCUGGUUCCCAAAAUAGUCCCGCACUUACGGUUAACUUUCGCAAAGCUAUGAUCGUUACAGGAAUUGCGACUCAAGGUUACUAUGGUGAAAAUAUACAAGAGUGGACCAAAGGAUACAAUUUAGGAUAUACAUUUGGAUCCAAUACACACUUCUUUAAGGAGAGAAACAGAAUCACCACUAAGGUAAAUGGACAAUAUUCUUUUAAUAAAAGCCGAGAAAGGGUUGGAUGCGAAUGUGGACUCGCUUUCUUAUCCACAGUCAGGUCAAAAGCAAGAUACAGCUACAAAUUUUGUUACCAUCCUCAGUGGCCAUAAAGUAUCUAACAACUGCAGUCUGUUAAUUUGAUUGUAAUUUCAAUAUACAGAGAGAAUCCGAAACCUGAUCAGAUUCCAGAGCAGUCAUGCCGCCAGCACCUUGCUGGCUCAUUUAUAAUGUACACAAUGUUUAAUUCAUGACGGUUUUACAGAUGCUUACUUACACACAUUUAUUUUCAGCAAUUUAAUGGUAACGACGAUAACAACACUAUUGUCCUGCACUAUGUUCCACUGCCAGCGAUGCUUACUUCUAUCCACGUGAUUCCGACUGAGUGGGAGAACAACUUUGCUAUUCGACUUGAACUUUACGGCUGCAUCGCAGGUAAGUGUAUGUUAGUUUUAUUCUUGCAAGAAAUGUUAUAAUGAUACUCUUGUUAAUAGGAGAUGCAAGUUACUCUUUUUUUUUUUAAAAGUGCAACUGGGUUCGGUCGCGCGCCGUUCCCGCCGAGUCGUCCCGAUUCUCCAUGAAAAUAAAUUGACGGUAAGGCUGGUAAAGUUAUGAUAAUUCAGUGUGAGAUAAUGUUAUCUCUUACUUUACAAGCAAUUAUGUAAACAAUUCUGAUUGCAUCGAAGAAAUGAAAACGAUGAGUACAUGGUGAUAAAUCUUCCUUCUUCAUGAUAAACUACCAUGAGAUCCAUACUUGGUUCGGAUUCCUUGUUCCUCUGUAAGCCAUGAUUUAUGGAACAUUUACGUUUCAGAUGGAAAUGAGUGCGAAAGUAUUCCCUGCCAAAACAAUGGAACUUGCUGGGAAAAGAUCCGAGACUACCAAUGUAACUGCACUGCUGGAUUCAACGGCACGGACUGUGAGAUAAGUACGUUUGUGUCUGUAAUAUUAACCUAGGUUGAUUCUCAAUUUGCCCUAGCCCUAAUUCAUGAAUAAUCAGGGUUAAGAGACGAAGAAAAUUGAGAAUCAACCAAGGGUAAAAAAUUCUAACCUGAAUUUAAUUUUGACCUAUAACAUUUAUAUUACUAGUCUCAUUGACUAUAACAACUAACUAAAAAUGGUACGCGCGUUCUGAUUGGCUAAAAACCUAUCGUUCAUUGUGCCGGUAAUUUGAUAGGAAACUUAAAGCUAUUUUAUAAAAGCCAUAGACCACACUUUAUAUGGGUUUACCGGCGUGAUAACCCACUUGGGAUGUUGGGAGAACACUCGAAAAGCUUGUUCUCCCAACAUCCCAAGUGGGUUAUCACACCGGUAAACCCAUAGAAGGUGUGGUCUAUUGCUUAAAUAUAUAGAGACCUUAAACAUCUCAAAACAUGAGUCCUGCAGGGAUGUCAGCGAACAUUCAUCACGCUCGCCUUGGCUCUUAUCAGCGGUGGUACUUGUAGCUUUUACUAUUUCUAGCUGUUCAAAUCUUUUCUUUCCUCAGACAUAGACGAAUGUGCUAGUAACCCUUGUCUCAACAAUGCGACAUGCUCUGACCAAGUGAAUGACUAUAGGUGUCACUGCGCGCCAGGGUACUCUGGGAAAUCGUGUGAGACUGGUAUGUAGUAGCAGCAAGUGGGCCUUAUAAUCUGUAAUUCACGGCUAUUUAACAUAAAACUGAAGAAAAAAAAUGUUAGUUUAGGUUCUAAUUCUUACAGUAAACGUCCGUAUCAUUUAACGAUUUUCUAUAAUCGACGAUUUCUCGCAAAGUUAGUCCAUUCACACAAUCCGCUUUUUCCAUUGCCGUUGAAGUAAUUUUAAGGGGUCAAGUAAGAACCAUAACUCGUAAAUCUCUUGUGCUACUGGUGUACCUCAAGGAUCAAUGCUAGGACCAUUGUUAUUUAUCAUUAAUGAUUUUCCCAAGUAUUGUACGUAUUUCUCUACUAGAUUAUAUGCAGAUGAUUCAUCUUUGACAGCUUCUGAAAGCGAUCUUGACAGCUUACUAUGUGAUAUUAAUAAUCACUUACCAGUUGUCUACGAAUGGUUAUGUAGUAAUAGGCUGACCUUAAAUUUGACUAAAAACUAAGCACCUUAUUUUUAUGCAUCCGGCCAAAAGGAAAAUUACAGCUUCUUUUUACUAUUAACUUUUGAAAAAGUCUGUUUAGAAAAAUCUUCUGGUUGUGUCAAAUAUCUCGGUGUGUAUAAUUGAUUGACACCUUAACUGGCAUGACCUUAUUGACUACAUAGGUAGAAAAAUUUGCAAAAAUGUAAAUAUAACGGGUUAAGUUAAAGCAUUACGUUUCAACUGCAACACUUAUUAGUCUGUACUAUUCUCUUAUGUAUCCUUAUCUUACUUAUGUUUGUAUACUGUGGGGAAAUAAUUAUAAUGCUCCUCUUUCUCAAAUUGUAAAAUUUCAAAGCAAAAAGCGGUUCGUAUUAUCAAUGAUGCUCCUUUAUAAUGGGAUCAAUAAAUCCACACUUCGUGUCCUUAUAGGCUUUUUUAAAUUUCCUGAUAUUGUUAAACUGAAAACAUGCUUACUUUUUUAUGAUUAUUCAAGUAUCAUGAAACGUUUCCUAAUUUAUCUGUUUCACUAGCAGUUGAGGUAAAUAAUUAUAAUGCCCGUAAUGCCUCUUCUGAUCAAAAAGCUUUAUCUGUACCUCGGACUAACUUAACAACCGGUCAGAGAUAAGCCAACUAAAAAACGUUUAAAAACGCACUUUUGCAUUGGCAUCUCGCUCAAUACUAGUGAAACAUCUAUUUUUAUUCAUUUCCACUUUUUCUUCCGUCGUUUUUUAACUUAAAUCAUUAUUUAUUAGAACCUGAAAUAGUUUCCUAUAUUACAUUAUUUUAAGGGUUAUAUAAGUUGACCUACAACCCUGGUCAAAACGUCUUGGGACACUUGAGGAAAUUAGGCACAAAGACGCACUUAAUUUGCUAAAUAAACUCAUAUUCUACCUCUUAAAAACGCUUGGGGAUGUUGCUAUAAGGGGCUAUUUCUGCUCCCCCCCCCUCUCCCCCAAGCAGUAAGUUUUGAUUGUGUUGAAUUAAAACUUGAAUAUAUAACGUCAACACUGCACCGAGGGGGAAGGGGAAAGGGAAGAUGCCUCAAUUUGACGAGCUAUUUCGUUAGUGUCCCAAGAGUUUUGACCAGGGUUGUCUGAAAACCCCUUCUAUAUAUAGGAAAACGAGUUUUAAACAUAACGAAACUUAGAGAAAAGUUGUGGAUUUAUAGGUAUAGCAAUCUUAAAAAAGUUACCAGGUGUUACCUUGUACUAUUUAUUCCGAGAUCGGAGGCGCAUAGAUGAACGGUUUCGAAUGCAUGCUUGUUAAGUAUCCUCAACGUACUCAAGGGCAAACUGUGAAAACAUUACAGCAAAAAGUAUCGUGGGUUUAGGUUUGAAAUGGCAAGUACAAAACAUUUCUACAUCAUCCACACGAAAAUGGUUACGCAUAUUUACAAGCAGAGAAAAAUGGGCUUCUUAGUGAAAAUAAUCGCAAGUUGCGUGUACGAUUCGGCGCUCGCAAAAACCUGAAACGUCCAGUUGCGGAAAACCCUCCGAUUUGGACGAAUGAAUCGAAGUGGCCUUUUAUUUAGAUGCCGUGUCCAUCGUCCACAAAUACAACAAAACGUAAAAAAAAAAUCACUGAUAUGGCGACAGAAGGGAGAAGGCUUUUCGUUUUUAUUAGGUGAUACUAAGGUUCUAAGGACUUGGGUGAAGCCAUCGCUUGUAGAAAAGGGGUAACACUAACUGUAACUUAUGAGAAAAUGAACGGCAAUUUCUUCGCUCAGUUGAAUAAGGAACCAUUUUAAUAUAGCGUUUGGUCGGGCAAGGCCGAAAAGAAACGGAAGAAAACUCUUUUUAAUGGACAACGACCCAAACAAGCAAGCGUGCGAAGAAGCUAGGCCCUAGAGGAUAUACUGAGACUGAUAUGCGUCCAUUAUUUGCAUAGAAAAUUUAGAUAGCCUGAUCAAAUGUUACUUAGAUGAAGAGGCUGUAACACAGAUUUUUACAAAGGAUUCAUUUAAACAGCUUAAUGCAUAAGUUUAGGAGCGUUUGAUGAUUGAUUAUUUUCUAUCCAGAGGAUAUCGAUAGUCUCAUAUCAAGUGUAACUCACAGAAUUGAAACUGUACUUAUGUCUAGAGGUCACCGAACAAAAUAUUAACUUAGAGUGCACUGUUACAGAAGUCCUCACUUUUUAUUGUAUUUCCCAUGACUUUGUCAGUUGUUACUCUGCCUGGGGGCAACCUCGUAGCCCUAAAGAAACUUUGAUGUCGCUAGAAUUCUUCUGUAAGUUACUUUUAGGAAACAAGGAAUUGCGUGACAGUUGCUCUGAACAGUUCGCGCAUCAUGAUUUCUCACUUGUUUUAUGGGCCGUCUUGUAUGAAAUGCAACUUACAGGGAGCUCUAUUCUUUAAAAUACACUCUUGGUAAAACUUAUCAUUGUCUUAAGUUUCUUUUCCCUUCGUUUCUUGUACACAAUAAGCACGUUAUGGGGCUCUUUAAGCAUUUCUCACCUAAAUGACAGUAAAAGAUUAAUUAAAAUUCAUUCCUUUUUUGUUAAUUCUGAGGUGAAAAAUGUUGAAAUUUGUACAUAUUUCCUGGAAAGCGCGAAAAAAAUGUCCGUUUAGAGGAAAUGGGAUCACUCUGACUAUAUUUUCGUUAUGAUUGCGGUACGAAUUUCACAUAAUACGUUUGAAAAUCACUUUUCUUUAGUGAGAAAUGUGACUGAGAAAUGUGUCUGUGUCUCAACGGUAGCGCCCAAGUACCAUUCUUUGCCUUGAAUUUUCGAAGGAUUCUACCUCUAAACUAAGUUGAUGAGCAAGUCAUUACUGUACAGAAAUCACUAAACUGCUAGCACCCCUAAGAAAAACGAUCGUUUGUAUUCGAAUUUUUAAAUAGAUCGUGUGACCAUUCCGAGCUUCCCGUUUGGUCAUGUGACCUGCCCUAAUCAGUUUAAAUAAGGCGAUAACAACUAAAAUCAACUUCUUUUACUAAACUGUAGCACUAUCUUUUCAAGUCGGAGUUCACUGUAAAACAAAACAAGCCUACGUAAAUAACAUGAAAAAAACUUUUUCGAACUUUUCCCCACAAAUAGACCAACAAACCAUCUCACAUAUUUGCGUAUACUACUGUUGCAGUGAUAAAACCUUCCAAAAUAACGCAUAAUUUAAGCAGAAAGUAUAGACAUGGACUUUUGGGCAGUUAUAUGAAAAAAGGAACAAUUUGAGAACACGGAAAAUAGUAUAAGUCUGUAUUUUUAUUUUAAACCCAUUUUCAGACAACGUUGUAGAUGUGGCCCCCUCCUUUCCAUUCUUCAUUCUUUCUUCUUUUUGUGACAAACGUCUCUGAGGUAAUGAUCUUAACUGUACUUUAUCACAUAUUAAACAUUUUAUGACUCAAGUUCUAACGUUUGACUCUGAUUUAUCUUGUACUAUUUAUAAUGGUAUGGAAAAAAUAAAAUGAAAUGAAAUAAAAUGAAAUAAAUAUCUAUCAGCCGACGAUACGGAUACUCAGGGCCAAACAAUUACCAUCUCUGAAACCCCUUCGAAAACGUUUACGUCUUAUUUUAGCCGAAGUAGCUCAUCAAAUCUUCUUUACCCUCUGACCACUACAUUUACUCACGGAUCGAAUGCAAGGUUCAUGAGGGUUGUCCUUAUGUAGGGAUCGUUCAAAGCUUGGGCUUGUCUGUUGAUUUCGGUGAACGCGGUAUAUGUUCAGUAGGUAUCUUUCCGUGUUGCCUUGCAGAAAUUAAUGAAUGUUUCAACAAUCCAUGUCGUAAUGGUGGUACAUGCACAGACCUUGUGAAUGGUUUUACGUGCAGAUGUCCUGUUAAGUUUGCAGGAUCACGGUGUGAGAAAGGUGAGCGUUAUAAUCAUACAUUUGCCAGUACGAUGUAACAAUCACGUUUUUAUUUUGAAUUAUUUUGAACUUCAAGUAAAUGAUUCCCAACCCCAUAUUGGAGAAAUGGGGUUAUUGGGUUCUCCUCUGGUCUAUGUGGAACCUCACUUUUCAUCCUUUUUCAUCGCCGUUUUAUGGGCGUGGGCUACCAGCUAAAAAUGUGACAUCUGCUUCAAAUUUCCAAUCUGUUCCUCUUACGUUUAAUUAACAAAAUCUGCUUCUGCUUCUUGGUUUUGCAGAAACUGGAUUCUUCCUGGUUGUGUGGCUAAACCUGAAGAACAUGACAUUCACCUUUCCUCUUGCAAAUCAAAGUUCCACUCAGUAUCAAAAUACAGAAAAGGAGGUCCUCGAUGCGGUAUGAGUAAGAAUGAUCUUAAUCACAGAACAUUGAUAUAAGAACCUCCACUACAGGGUGUCCCAAAAGUUCGUUCCUCUACUUUAUAAGACUGUAAUGUAGUCCGAUUGGACUUGGUAAGCAAAUCGCUGAAACAAAAGUUGUGUUUCAUUAUAUAAUUUAAUAUUUUAUACUUGGCGUGCCAUCUUGUGACGCUAAUAUUCGAUUUGUGUACUUCGCGCCAAAGGUGCGCGUGCGCGAGUACAUUUUCCCGCCACAUAUUUUUCGUAUUCUGUAGCCCAAUUUGCUCAAAAUUGUUCCUUGUGUUUUGUGAAUAUCAUGAAAGAAAAAACCCUCUAAACGCAAAAACGUUCAGCUACAUGAGAGCAUAAGCAUGUUUACUUCGAUUUACUGGCUUAUCAGUAGAAAUAACUGCUAAAAAACUGGAAAAAUCCGAUUGUCGGGUUAGUGAAAUGUUCAUCGAGAAAUGAAGGUUUUGAAGACAAAAAAAGAAGGGGAAGACUGAUAGUCCUGAAUAAAACGGCUAAAAUAGUUUUGAAGAAGGUUAGAUAUAAAAGAGACUACUCAGUGAGAUAGCUCUCACGAUAGUUAGCAAGCCAAUUCCAGAGCAGUUUCAUGAAAAGCGAAGGCUAGAGGCCCCAGAGAUGACAACAAAACCUCUGCUUUGUCUGCCAAACACGAUCAGCUAGUCUCAAAUUUGUAAAGAUGAACAAAAGCGUUACUCUGGAUAGGGGCUGGGAUGAUUAUCCUUUUUUGGAUGAAUGCUCAAAGUCUAUUUUUUUCAGCUGCCUAAACUAAAAAAAUGUUGUUUGGGGGGUCGAAGUGGCGAAGUGGCUCCCGCGUACCAGGUGAUAAAAAGGCUCAAAAUAGAUUAUAUGUGGCUCUAUAUGCUAUAUCCCACUCCAUGCCGCAACGGCUACAGAAUGUGUUAAAAAAACAAAAGCGGAAUGCUGGUUACUGAAGUUCUGAAGACAUGUACUCGAUAAAGCAAUAAACAUUUUUUAGAAAUUUCAUGCCUGAAUAAAGCUUUGAUCAAAAGUUAUAGCGCAUGAAAUUAGAGGAACGAACUUUUGGGACACCCUGUACUACCCUCGUGUUAGUGGAACAAACUUUCUCCAUCUAGCAGUCCGGUUAAUGUUGUUUGUGACCGAUCGGUGUUUUGGCAAGAAAUAGUACCUGAAUCGCUUUUGUCAAUACCAGUAUUAUUAACAUCAACAUUGGUCGGACCGUUAAUGCAUUUAAAAAAUGCCACAGUCAUUCUUUUUCAGUUAACUGUAUACUUAUUCCUUUGUUUUCCCGUUGCAUGGUCAGUUAAGCUGAGGCACUCCUAUAAAAUCUACCCAAAUUCCAUUCUUUGGCUCGUAAACUUCCUGCAUGUUAUUUCUGUGAACAGAUAGACAACAUGCUGAUUACAGAAAAAGGUCAUUUCUUUGGUUCCGCUUUAAGGAUGUUCAGGUAUGUAUGCCAUGCUUGAUGUGUUAACAAGUUUUAACCACAUAAAUGAUAUGGGUUUGUGGGAAGGAGAAACUGACAAAUUGUACAAAAUUGUGUUGCCCCCUAGAGGCAGCUAUUAAAAGUGUGGUACAAUGUCUUCCUUGCAAUUUUGUGUUUAUAAUUGGUGUUCUUUUUGCGUCAACGGUAAGGCUAUGGAGAUUGAGUGGGUUGCUGAUAGUAAGAGUUAAUGGGUAUGCUAUAGCUAGGAUUUAUCAUCUUUUGCGUGGAAGCGGCUUUUUGUAACCAUUAUUCCUUCGACUGAGAUAUUUUGCAUUUUAGUUCGUGUUUUUAUUGUUAUUGUUUCGUACCAGUCCAUCAGGCACACGUUCAGUGACGGCUGAAAUCCUGCUCAGUACUACGAGGAACAGCACAAAUCACAUAAUUAGUGUUAUCACUCAGAGACUUAAGACUCAUGUGGGCUUUUUUGAUAAGACGUCCAAGUCUUUUGAAAACAGAGGUAGGCAUAGAAUAUUGUUCUUUACACAGCCAUGAUUUCUCCCUUUCAGAGAAAUCAGAAGAAUUUCCCAUUUCUAAAACAUCGAAACAGUUUAAAAGUUACAAAUCAGCAUGAAAGUCAGAAGGUUCUUUAGACUCAAAACCAUUCUUCCUCAUUCUUCCUUGCUUUAUCUAUGUUUUUAGAUACAUCAACUACGUGAUCCCUGUCUUGAAUUAAGAAUUUGGAAAAUUUGCGACUGGACGCACCAAAGAAGACACUUAUUCUAGACUUAUGCUAUUACCAAUGUUCGUCAUUGACACUUUCUUAUUUUGUAGGCAAUCCCUCUUGCAGUCCUCCCAACAUUACGAUGUCACUUUCCAAGGAAUUUGCAAAACCAACUAAAAUGAAAAGAUCAGAAAAUUUCAAAUUUCAAGUGGAUUUCGAAGUCGAUUGUAGGGUUUCCGGUGUUAUUCGAGUAAUAUAUAACAUUGAAAUGUACAGCAUUGACUCUAAUUCUGGAUCGUAUCAAAGAAAAGUGUACAGAAUAGGCACCACUGUAGGGGACUUAAAUGAAACCAUUAUUGGUAAGAGUUUCGAUUACGAACUUUACUACAUCAAGCUUACGGGAUCCAUUGAAGGAAAGGACGAAACCAGGGUUAAUAGCUUUGGUUAUGUAGAAGUGACAUCCACAGCGUUAAUUGCUAACAUAACUGGUGCCACCCAAGCAUCUCAAGGUAUUAAUAAAAUAGUCACCCUUAAUGGCUCACAGUCACAUGAUCCGGAUGUAGGGAAAGGAGAUUACACGGGGAUAAUUUUCACUUGGCUCUGUAUAAGAGAUUAUGAGCUGUUUCCUAAUGACACUGCCUCACUUCCAGUCGUCCGUCCUUCUUCCGGGUCAACUAAAGUUUCACCUGACCAAGGUGGCUGCUAUGGCACCGGGGUAGGAAAGCUUGAAUCAAGUCCUGUAGCUCCGUACAUUGUUGAUCUUGAUAUCGAUAAGAUGAAGGGAGAUCAAGGUUACAUUAUAGUGCUGGUCAUGACUAAGAGGGGACUUACAAUCACCACUGCUCAUCAUCUUCGACUUAAAGAGGAGAUCCACUUGCAGAUAUUGUAAGUAGCAUAAGCAGUAUUUAUUAAAGCGAAUUUCACCACGAGUUCCUUUUAUCUCCAAAAAAUAAUCCCUGUUCCUUCUAUUUGUGACUUUCUUUUAAUGGCGUCCAUACUGGCGAAAAAUGGACUGUGAAAGAGGACUGCUAAUAAAAAUUAUGCAUAGUGAUUUAAGAAAUAAGAAAGCUUUGCUUUCUCAUUUAUAUUUAUUUAGAGUAGAAACGCUUUAGGACGAAUAGUAGCUUCCAUUCUCUGUUAACAAUGUCGGUGUAAGCGUCGCCGUCAUCGUUUAGUGUAAAACAUUAAUCUUUGUCACAGGAACUGUCAUGCACUGCUAGAUUCUUCAGCUAAUCCCUUUUUCAACCCAUUAAUUUCCAAUUUACAAUCAGAUUUAAACGCUUGCGUUUCAUUAUGGCUUACAAUUUACCAGAUUCACUUGGUGAAGUAUAUAAUCUGUGUUACGUUAUUUAUGUUACUUUAUAAUUGAUAUUAUUGUAAUAAAAGUGUUUACUUUGUUGUACACAGCUGUGUUCAAAAUUGCCAAGGUCAUGUUAUCCUGUCAUCUCGGCUCAUCCUGGAAACUAAUUGUACAGGCUUGCUGUGUCAUCAACUCUCUGUUUACACUUGGACAAUGAAACUUCGCAACACACAUAACCAGGACUGGCAGGAAGUGACCAACCUUGAUGACCUAAUACUUACGUACGGAAAUUCUCCCAACUUGGUAACAAGGCAGGGAAAAUUACGUGGAAACUCCACCUACCUUGUUACAGUGACAGGAGUGACUUCUAAAGGACACAGUUCUUCUGCAACAUUCUCUUUCGUUACAAAUACUCCCCCGACAGGAGGGACAUGCAAAGUUGAUAAACCUGAGGGAAAAGCAUGGGAAACAAAUUUUGUGUUUACAUGCACUGGCUGGCAUGACGUGGAUUUACCGCUGACAUAUAAAUUUCGCUAUAACAGCAGUGAUGGCAUUGAAAUGGUUUUCAUGUCGGGUACUUCCCAUGAGGCUACAGGGAAGUUGCCAGUUGGGGAUCCAAGUGAGAAUUAUAAACUUCAAGUGUGCGUUCUUGUUAUUGAUACACUGGGAUCUUCAGUUGACAUUUGGAUUAGUGUAAGGGUAAGUAUGAGGAACAUUGGGACGGGUUCGAAUAUUAGGAGUUGCGCGUUUCGCUUUGAGAGAUGACAAAGAAGUUUUUUCUUGAAAAGAGACAUAAAGGGCAAAUUAUUAUGGGGACAAAAAGGCUAUCUAAUUAUACCACCAUUUCUGUUUUUAAAAAGUCGUUUUAAUAUCUCAAAGUAUGUUGAUGACUUAAAUGGAUGACUGUUUGCUGACCAACUUUACCUCUCAUAAGGUUACUGAGCCAGUGGUGACAAUUCAAACGCUGGAGGAUGACGUAUCAUUGGAAGGACCAAUGAACCAAUACCUGAAGGACAACAACAUCGAGAUGGCGGCUCAAAGGGCUACUGCUGUUUUAUCAGUUGUGAAUCAUGCUCAGCAAAAAGAGCUCAGACUCCGCGAUAAAAUUAUGGUAAGAUUAGGCUUUCUCAAUCGCGUGUAUGAUUCCAAAUAAAUUAUUAUUACACAAUGGAGUCCCUCCUUAAGACCACCCCGUUUUAUACGACCGCCUAGUUAUACAACGACCAGGCUUUUAUGGCCCAACGGUGGCAUGGUCGCAUUAUCGGCGUUUCAUUGUAUUGGUCUGCAAGAUGGCGUCCGAUUGACUGGCGUUUAUCAGCCAUUAUUGCUCUUGGGUUAAUCUAGAAAAGAAAUACAAGGAAUAAUCCGUUUUAGCCUACUGAAACAGGUGGAUAGUGUUUUUGGCGCGCUCUGAUUGGCUACUCAAUCAGUGAAUAUCCUGCACUAUUCACUGAUUCACCUCCAGUUCCUCCGAGCGAGCGACUCCAAACUCGCGUAAGCUGCGAGCAAAAUGCCUUCCCGGUUUGCUGCCGUAACAAACAAAGAAAUUUCACAACUAAUCAAGCAAGCUGUUCCUGAAAAACACGAAGAAGGUGACGAAGUUCGGUUUGGAAGUUUUAACAGGUAAAGCUUUGUCUUUUUGACUUGAAUUUAUCGAUGAAACCGGUGAAAAAAGUUUUUUGUUUACAAAUGCAAAUUAAGCUUAAGUCUUGCGUUAUUUUAUUUAGUUGACUUGUUCAUAAAUAAGCUUAAAACUAAAUUUAAUAAUCUUUUUUACAGAAUGAUUUUAAUUACAAAAACAAAUCACAACUCCUUUUGAAGAAAUUUUCCUGCAAGAGCUAAACAAAUGCCUUCAAAAGUUUUAUUUGUCGGCAAGAAAAGUCGACGGCCGCGGCUGUUCGGUUAUUGCGCGCCAAAAUUGUCAACGUUGGCAACCGUAAAUGAGUUAAAAAUCAUCAUUUUUGUGCUUAAUUGUCUCACUGUUUUAGUAUAUAUAACAAUUAUUCACCGACACUGAGGUGAAUAAUUGUUUUAGGGUAUACUUAAAUUAAACUUUUGAAGGCAUUUGUUUAGCUCUUGCGGGGAAAUUUCUUCAAAAGGAGUUGUGAGCUUUUCGUAUUUAAAAUCAUUCUGUAAAAAAAGAUUAUUAAAUUUAGUUUUAAGCUUAUUUAUAAACAAGUCAACUGAAUAAUUAACAAUUAUUCCUGGAGCCCAAAAUUGUCUUAUUCCUAGGGUGACUCCAACAUCCGAGUCUUUGAUUGAUGUCAUCAUGACUUCCAAUUCAGCCUUAGUUACCGAUAGUGGUGUGGUUGAAACACACAUUAGCGAUCAUUAUCUGGUUUAUGCGGUACUGAAUUUCAAGGCGCCGAAACCACUGCCUACUUAUGUUAUAUCUAGAAGUUAUAAGAAUUACAACUCUGAGAGCUUUGUGAAUGAUCUUGCCCAAGUCCCAUGGUAUGAAAAUGCUUUGAUUGAUGAUGCUAGUGAAAAAGUAGAACAUUUUAAUGAGAAAUUUUUGGCAGUCCUGGAGCGUCAUGCGCCUGUCAGGAAAAGGAAAGUCAGNUGUUCUAGUAUAAUUCAACUAGUUGGUUAAAAAUAUCGAGAAUUAAAAAUUUUUAGCUGGUUAAAAGCUAGACUUUAAGCUUUUUUUGCCCCCAAAAGCCCGCGGUUUUCGCUAAUAGGGGGCUAUAACAUAUAGCCUAGUAGUAGCUCAACUAAUCAGAACGCCGCGUUGAUAAUAGACCACUAGAUGGAUUUUACUAAAGUAUAUUAUUCGAUCCCCAAAACAUUCUUGUUUUCGAUAAAAGAUUAAUUCCUGAAUAGUCUAGACUGUAUUCUUAUCUCUGAAAAGGAUCACUCGAACGCGAUCUAAAGGUGGUUACCUCUGCUCUCCCUUCAUAAGUGUAUCUCUAACCCGGUGUAAUUUUACUGUCAAUAACUCGAGCAACCUUCAUUGUGAAUAUCAAGAGAGAAUGAGCUCCUAUGAAUUUAUCCUAUGUAGGGCAGAGAGUGAACUUAAUCUUUCAUCGAGUUGAUAGCCUUAUAUGUACACCCUAAAAAUAGCAUAGCCAUAAUGGCUCUUGAUCACAGUAGAUUACGCCUGGAAAACAAAUCAGGCCGAAUUUUUUGCGUUCGACAAGUUUACUUUACGAAAUCUUGCCAACAAGUCUGGGGACGUGUAAACCAACCUUUUAUACUUUUUAUACAUCACAUCUGAGGUGAAACAGUACCAUGAGGCGCUCUUUUUAUCAUACAGACCUCGGACAGAAACCGUUAAAAAAUGCCGGCGUGUUCUCACUUUUGACAAGCGCCAAAGUCGACUGUUUAAAUUAAGAUUAAUAGAGUUAUACGCGUCAACAUAAUAAAGAAUUUAUUAUGUUUAUUUUUUAUCUAAUGGUUUUAUAACGAUAUGUAAUCUUCCAAAGCGUUUGAUACGCGUGGCAUUUUGACGACUCCUGCAAGCGAUUUUCAUAAGCGACUGAAAACAAACGGCACAGCUAUUAAAAUUUCAAAGAGACUACUAACAAUCAAUAAUAACAGGAAAAUAAUUCGGUGAAACAUAUACAGAGACAACAAUUUUCAUUCACGAAGACAAGUAUUAAAGUGUCUCUGAAAAUCCUUGUUUAUUGUUUAUGUUUUAAGCCGGCGUCCCGGUGUUUGCUUUUUUCAAAGAUGAACUCGAGGCAAGAAAAUCGCUCAAAGCUUUCUUUUACAGCCAGAAUUAUAACUUUGGAACGUUUUCUUUCUAUUUGCUGUGAGAAAAUAUCUGAAGGCUUUUUAAAGUUCUACAAGCUUAUCAAACCUGAUACUCGGUCAGAUCAUUGUCUCAAAUCUUACAAACGUGCAUAAACUAAAUAGCCCCAUAAACUACACUCGACUUCAUUGAAUAAGAUAUAAAAAACAAACAUCAAAUAAAAUAAUUAUUCAGGCUUACCAUUCGAGAUGCACUGAAAACUAUCAAGUAAGGCAAAAAUGGCUUCAGACUUUUUAACCCUCUUACCCAUCAAGCAAGGUGAAAAACGAAAACGAUGCUAUCCGAAAUCGGAUUUCCGACUUUGACAAGCGACGUAUUUCUCAGCCAAAAACCCGAUAAACAAAUUGGCCAUGAAUAACAGAAGACUCUUGAUAGCAGCUGAAUUUCAUUUUGUACAAUGUUCAGUGGAAAAAGACAGUUAACAACAUCACAAGUUGACACAAAACUCAAAGUAAACAAGUUUCAAGAUGCUGCAUAAAUUUUCCGCAUGAACUCACCUGUCAAAUUUUGACCAAUCAGAGCAUAAAAAUUGGACGUAGGGCGUGACCAACGCGUGACCUUGGUGAGAAAAGUCAAAAGCAACUGGCAUGUCUUCCCUGCUUGUAAAAACUGGCUGAAUCUUAGCUUCCGAGGUCAGUUUGAAAUCAAAAUUUUAAUUGUGCGGCACAUAUAAAACACAACAUAUUCCAUAUGAAUUUAAAAAAUUAAACUUGAGCCUGCAAUCAUUUGAAAACUAGAAAUUUGUCAGCGGAUAACUUCAAAAAUAAUCAACCUUGAUGGGUCGACACCUGAGCCCGCGAUACGGUCAGCUGAUACUGGUCAGCGGAUACCCUGUUUUGACAGCUGUCAAUUGAUCACAACACUGGUGUGCAAUAUGUGUGCAAUAUCAGUCUUCCUGUGCUCCCAAACUAGCUAGAAAGUGUGGGAUUGAACAUUGGUUUUCCUGUGGUGCGGACGGACGGGCAGCGGGCGGGCGGUGUACGGUCACGUGAUUUCAAAAUUUUCUGGGAUGGGUAGAUUUACUUAGCCAUGGUGCUCCGCAGGCGCGCUUCGCGCGCCAGAGCUCCGCUACUAUAAUUGCUUUUAUUUCCUUAGAUCAAGGAUUCAAUUGUCAAUUCAUGGUCGACGGUUAACGUUUCCAGCCUACAAGAAGUAUCGCAAGUGUCAGCGGUUGUUGCCAGUGUGGCGGACAGAAGAAAUGAAGUCUCAAUUGAUUCCCAGGUAAAUUUACAAGGAAAAGAGAGAAUCACAAUCCACAUACAUUUCAGGGCAAAAUUAAUAAGGAAUAUCAUGAGAUGAAAGAGGUGUAAGAUCUAUUAUGCUGUAUUCGGCGUUAUUAUUUUGUAUUGUAUAUUUAGAAAGACUCGACAAACUGCAAUUUGUGCCACGUAACAAAAUGUUUCCCCCUACCUUUGUUUCACUGUUCGUUAUAUCUACACAAAAUUGGCAUGUGGGUUUCUUUAGGUAAGAAUAUACAUGGCUGUACCUUGACACAUUCCUUGUGCAGGGGUACACCAAUCCAAGGUAUCAGAACUCUGGAAACAAAAUUAAUGCUUUUCCCUUUUCCACAUUAGGAAAAAACAAUUAUAAUGUUGGACUACAUGACCACAUUUAUGACCCAGGAAACAGGAAAAUCGAAACACGGAGAGGAGGAGCUCAUAGAACAAACUGGGACCGCUUUACUGAAUGGACUGGGGAACUUGUUGGAUAUUACUUCUCACGAGGCAAGGGAUGGCAACAGCGUGGAUGAAGAAUCAUUGUUUGUCAGUACCCCUGCGAGAAGAGAAAAGGUAAAAAUACACUAUUCAAGAACCAUCGUCAGUUAUAAUCGAUAGACAUCAAAAUAAAGGAUUUAAAAAUUCAGUGGUACAGGCCCGAAGCGAUCACUUGACAUUUGGUGAAAUGCUGCUCUUUCUAGGUUACCAAUUUCCAAAGUGAAACAACCCCUUGGAAUCAAACACAAAAUAAUCAUCGGACAUAAAUAUGACGGAGAUUUCGACGCAUACGUUCUUUGCCUUAUUACUAAAUACUGUAUUUCCGAGAAAACUAUGCGAAGUCUUGGGUAAAUGUAUUUAUUUCUUACUUACAGUCUAUAUAAUAUAGUAUUGUUUAAAUCUCUAGAGUAAAUCAUAUUCAACACAAAUCCUGGACCUUGUGAAUCGCGUUGGCAGCAAUGUGGAGGCUAUAAAAGAACUCUAUGAAAAACCAAGCGUUCUUAAGACCCGGACCCUGUCCAUGGUUGUUGAUCGUCAAAUUCCCUCUAGAAUUGGCGGCAAGGCUUUGGAGGACGAGAGCUCGAAAGUUGUCAUACCGUCUAUUGAACAGCUAGUAGGAGACGAUGGAAAUCUCGGGCAGUAUCUAUCAAGUCAGGUAAGUCUUCCCAAAAAAUUUUCAAAGAUUAAAUUUUUCGAAAUAAUCCAUGUAGCGUAACCAUGCUGUACUCAAUUUUUUUGACUUAAGGGGGAAUUACGGUUGGUUUUUUGAGGAAAUGAUGUUGAUUUAGGAAGGAAAUAAAUUAGGGUAGAAAUGGUAUACACACAAACCAGUGAGUCCGGUAGUUGGAUCAGAGGCACCUUGUUGUGGUGGUGGACCAUUUGGUAAUUGUCUACUAAUUAUUUACUUCAUAUUUUAAUAAUCUUUAACAACCCCCAAAUCCAAUAUUUUCCCAAGUUCCCAUCAUUUAAUUCAAGGGAAUUAAAACAGCAUAACGUACAUAAUAGAAUUGAGAACAGGCAAUACAUGUAACAGAUAAGAUGAUAGAACUGAUGUCUUGACAACCGAAAACACAGCAGGGUUGUCAGUAGAACAAUACAGAGGACCUAACAAUACAAAACCAAAAAAAAAAAACAAUGAGUUUGCAAUUGAACAACAAAAUCCAAUAGUAGAGAGCUGAAUGAGGCUGAGUAAAGGUGGAGUACUCUUUCAAGUAACCUAUUGCUUUAUUAUUUUUAUCAAUCUUCAGUUAGUGACAUUUAAAAGCAACCCUUACACUUGGGACAAUAGUGCCAGUGACAUCAAAUCUGUUGUUCUUGACUUUGAACUGAAAGACGAAAAUGGCCACAGAAUCAAUAUCUACAACCUCGAGCAGGAAGUGGAACUUUUUCUGUCUCCACCUAACCAAAAUGUAGAAAAAGUGAAGGAAUACUUCGUAAAGCCAAGCAACAACGGAACGAUGCAGCUCCACAAGUUGGAGUUUCCAGGAGCCGAGUAUGCUAUCUCCAUCAGAAUUGUUCCUAUAGGUAAUGAAACCCUUAAGCUAUAUUUACGGUACGCGCAGAGACCGACGCUCACGAAUUACAGUUUUACAGCGACUGUUCCAGACUACAGCUCUUGCAAUUAUUCCUUGGAGAAAGGCUAUACAAACUGCACUUCUGACAUUUUUACGGUGACUGUCUCCUCUGCUACAACGGGACAUACAGGGCCGCACUACCUGGGUGUAGCCAGUGAAAGACUUUCCAAUCAAGAAAAAAGCAAUAGCAGCUCACGAGGUCAAAUGAAGCGCGUAAGGCGAGACUGCUCGCAUAAUGGUCGUCAAAAGAGAUCCUGUGUAGGUGUGAAGGAUCCCCCAACCACUCCUCCCCCAGUUUUGGUAAUAACGCAACCAUACAACGCAAGUACGGAUGUAAAUUACACUUUACAAGUGAGCAUGGCGACAUGUCAGUAUUGGAAUGUUACUGCGCAAGCGUGGACCACGGAGGGAUGUAAGGUAGGUCAUACAGGUCUUAUUUGAUAGCAAAGUCAAGGCUUAUUUCAUAACUAAAUUCUUAAAAUAUUACCCUGGUAAAUGUCGGAUGAAAAUUAAUUUAACACGAGAAUUAUCUGAGGCAUUAAAAAGCAUAGAGCAUAUUUUAAAGAAACCCGUACAGCCCAAGCCUUAAUGGUUGUGGGAAAGAAUAACAGAGCUGAAUACUUACAAAUGGUCGACAAUUUAGAUCCAGGUAAUUUUCUAUCGCCACUUAGGUAGUACAAAACCACUGACAGUAAAAUGGGAUGUUUAAUAAAAACCCAUUCUUGCUGUAAUCUUUAACUCCUUGAUUGUUUUGUUUGAAACUAGGUUGGACCAGACUCUAGCCCCAGAGCUUUACAUUGUCUGUGUAACCACUUAUCCUCGUUUGGUGGAAACUUUCUUGUGGCUCCAAACCCAAUAGACUUCGAUUACGUGUUUAAACAGUUUCCUAACAUCUUCGAUUCUGGAAACGUGGUUGUCUUAGCGACCGUGUUGUCCAUCUUUGGUUUGUGGUUUAUUGGGCUCCUUAUUGCCAGACGAGCUGACGAAAAGGAUGCAUAUAAGGCAAGUGAUUUGUCCACCUUCCCUACUUAUCACAUUCGAUUAGAUUCCACGGGUAUGUUUCCAAAGAUCAGAGAACUUUCCAAAACAUACCCGGUAUUCGGGUAACUUCUGACUAAUCACUGUUAUUCUUUUUGUGUUCUUUUGACAGGCAGUUGAAAAUCUUCGCCUUCAAAUGGAAGGGGGACGCAUGUUUGAGUUAUCAGUGUAUACUGGUAUAUGGAGAGGAUCCGGUACAUCAGCCAACGUCGCUAUGAUCAUAUACGGGGAGGAAACUCGCAGCGAAACUCUACAUCUAUUCGACAGAUAUACCGACAAAAAACUGUUUGCUAGAGCAAGCAUCAAUAACUUUUUGAUUUCUCUACCAGAUAAUCUGCUGUCUCCGAUCAUGAUCAAAAUUUGGCACGACAACUCCGGUAAUAACCCAUCCUGGUACAUCAGUCAAGUUGUAAUAAGGGACCUGGAAUCAGAAGAAAAAUGGUAUUUUCUUUGCAAUCGGUGGCUUGCAGUUGAUAAAGAGGACGGGGAGGUCGAAGCUGACAUACCACUCGCAAGUGAAAGAGAUCUCUCCAAGUUCAAGUACAAGUUCUUCACUCGGGCGUCAAAGAGUUUAAGCGAUAGCCAUUUGUGGCUUUCUGUUGUGACCAGGCCACCUCAUAGCCCAUUUACACGUGCACAGAGACUUUCAUGCUGUGUCUGCGUGUUGUUAACUGCGAUGCUCACAGGGGCAAUGUUUUACCAGUUUGGUGAAAAACAAGAGGACACGCACAAGUUUGGUCCACUCAGAUUCAGUUUAAACCAGCUUGUCAUAGGCGUCCAAAGUGCUUUGAUCGUUGUUCCUUUAAACUUAAUGAUUGCAACUAUAUUUCGAAACAUCAAGGUUUCAAACGACCAAGAACGGACAUCACGUUAUGGGAAAAAUGAAGGCUCAGUUGUUACUAGUUCUUACAAUACUAAUUUAAACAAACGCCCUGGGUGUCUUCCACAUUUCUUUGUAUAUAUUGCCUGGUCACUUUGCAUUCUUUCUUCGCUUGCAGCAGGGACAUUCAUCAUAUUCUAUAGCGUUCAUUGGGGAAAAGAAAUAGCUAACCAAUGGCUUACGUCCGCUUUGAUCUCUGUUAUCCAAGAUAUAGCAGUCAUGCAGCCAAUAAAAGUUAUCGCUUUGGCUUUAUUUCUUGCACUGAUCCUCAAGAAACCACCCGAGGAAAAGACCGCACAAUCUUUUCAUGAUUCCACUUUAAGCGAUGACCAAAGCAUUAAAGUUAUAGCCCCGAAGGGAAACGAACUCACCACAGCAAGGAAAACGAGGGAAAGCGUUGUAGAGACCGUCAGUACUCUUGCUGAGAUCGUGAUGUUUUUAGUGUUUGUUAUUUGUCUCUUUCUGGUAGUGUAUGGUAAUCGAGGAUACAGUCGUUACCGACUAACAGCCAGUCUCGAGAACAUUUUUAAGGAGUCAUUUGAAGAGGUGAAGGUCCCUAGAAAUGUUUGAUAAAGCUCCUUAUAAUUAAUAGUGUGACGGUGAUAUUUUCACUAUGCUAGAGUAGAAGUGGCAAAAAGCGUGGAAUGGAACUGAAAGGGUGGGAGAAGUAUUCCAAAACGAUUGCUUCAGGCAUUGAGAAUUGCACACUGGGAAGGUCUUGUUGGUGGUCGCUAAAACAAAGCAUUGCAGUUAUUUCCGUUGCCCAAAUGCCCAAUGCCAGAUUGCUAAUGACCAGUUGCCGAAGCAACCCUUGUUGAACUAGGUAUGGAUGUGGAAAUAAAAAAAUCAAGGACGAGACUAAAAUUGCAGCGACUCAGCUACAAGCUGAAAUUGAAGAAAUUUUCUGAAAGUUUGCCGAUGCCUCUUUUAUCGGCCACCAAAAAAGUAUUAAUUUUCAGGGAAUAUUUGUGGCUUUUGUCUUCAAGGUUGAUUCUACAGAUGCAUUCUGGGGUUGGAUCGAGGAGUCAUUCAUUCCUGGCAUUUAUGACACUACGUGGUAUAAUGACCAAAGUUUUGUUGCUCCGGAGGGAUUUCUAAGCACUCGAGAAGCAUUCUUGGUGGGCAUGCCUAGAUUCAAGCAAACUAGAAUUAAAGAAGGUAGGGUUUAGUAAGAGAUAGUUAGGUAAUUAACACAGACACUGAUAGAUAACGGAUAGGCCAUGAAAACUCGCUUCUUGAUCACAAAGCCUCGUCGCAAUGAUAGACUUUCUCCAGUGUCUCUAGCAGAAAAAAAAAUCCAAUAUUAUCGCAUUGUACCUUUUUGCUGCCGAAGCGUACAUGUAAAUAGCAAAUUGUAAAUACCUCAUUUUCCGCUCCCCUCAGGGCUUUUCAGGUAAAAUUGUUAAUAUCUCAUUAUCUACUCCACUCAAGGCCUUUCAGGGAAAAUUUACAACCCUAGUUGGGGGACUUUUGUCCGACUUCUUUUGGCGCAGUUUACAAGUAAUGGAGGGAAGUAAAGAGUUAUAAAUACCCCCUUACGUGGACAAAGUCCCGUAUUCCUUUGAACCAAUGUGGGUUCUUUAACGUCCCAAAGAAUGUAUUAUGCGUGCACAGGUUGUGAAAAGGGGCCUACUGUUUAUCGUCCUUAUCCCAGAAAACUAGAAAUUUCUCCUCAUUCAUUUGAAGGACCUGUGUAUUGUUCCAGCUGGUGUUUGAACCAGCGGCCUCCCGCUCGACAGAACGUUGCCUGCGCGCAGACGUCCAGUUUCCUCACGCACGCAGGCUAGGCAGAACGGCGCUUAUCCAGCUAAGCUUAUCUUGCAACCGUUAAGUAGAAUCUCUUCGACGAGCCUAAUUCACAGUCCCUAAAGCUUGUAGAGACGUGAAUAUCAUGUUCAUUUCUGUUCAUUUCUUCUUUUAGUAAAAGCAUGCAAGACUGCUAAAGUUUACUCGGAGGUAGAAGCCAUUUUCGGGCGAUGCAUUCCACUAUAUUCACCACAUAAUGAAGACGAUACACGUUUUAAUCUACCUGGGUGGGUACCAGUGACGAAUAUAAGUAAAUAUCACUCUGUAUAUGAAUUGCUGAGACUCUGCCCGAAGCCUUGGCGGUAUAAUACAUCAGUGGAGCUUGAUACUCUGUCAUAUUCCGGAAAGCAUGCUAAGUAUGAAGGUGGAGGAUACAUUGCUGAUCUCGGCUACAAUUCUCGAACAGCGUCUCGAGUUGUUCGUAACUUGGAAAGCAACGAUUGGAUUGAUGAAAAGACCGCAGCUGUCUUGAUAGAAUUUACCGUUUUUCAGCCUUCGACGUCUUUGUUUAGCGUGGCAAAGCUUCUUUACGAAGUUAUUCCAACUGGAAAACCAGAAACCCGUGCACGUUUUCACACGCUUUCCAUAUAUGGCACUUCUGAUCCCAGGCUGCGUUCUCUCUUCGUUGCCUGUCAAAUUAUCCUGUUAAUUUUAGUCGCUUAUUUUCUUAUACUCGAGGCUGUAAAGAUUUAUCGCCAACGCUGCUCGUACUUUGUAUCAUUUUGGAACUGGAUGAAUUUGCUUCAACUUGUCUCAGCAAUCAUAACAAUUGCAUUCUUCUUUUUCAAGGAGAAGUAUAUUUCAUCGUUUGUAAAACGAGUACAAGCGAACCCUUUCGAGACAGUGAGUGUUGACUACGCCCUCUUCUGGUCCGAUCUGGAGCUACUUGUAUUGUCAGUAGUUGUGUUCGUUGUCACCGUAAAAUUUCUACGGCUAAUUCGGUUCAACAGACACGUCUGUCAAAUGGUUGCCUCCCUCAAGAUUUCGUCGCCUAACGUGGCGUCCUAUUCUGUUCUGUUUUUCAUUAACCUGAUCUCGUUCGCACUCCUUGGAUAUCUUGUGUUCGGGAAUGACAAUAUAUCGUACCAUUCAUUCAUAGACGCAUUGGGCACCCUUAUUCAAAAGUUCCUUGGAGAUGAAGUGUAUUUUUAUGAACUUCAGUACAGUAACCGUAUCUUGGGUCCAACUUACAUAAUCAGCUUUAUGCUUAGCAUGACAUUUAUCCUCAUCAACAUGUUUUUGGCGAUUCUAAACGACUCCUAUGAAAGCGUCAGGGAACUUUCGGGCGGUAAAUUUGCAGACGCAGAGCUUGGUGAUUUCAUCAAGGAGUACUACUUAACGAGAAUCCAUCGCUUGCAUGAAAUACUGAAGCGAAAGCUUGGAAAUGUUGGCUUUAGACAUAAACUCUAUGACAGGUCUAGAAACGAAUCGAAAUCACAGAUAAAAGGAGACAGUGUUGGUAGUUUCACGUCAUUACCUUCUGAUUACCCUGCCAUCGUUGAAACGUGGGAUCCUGUAAACUCUUCAUCUUCUAAGCUUGCCUUACUAGAAAAUGAGAAGACUGCUAAGUGUGUAAUCAGUACUGAAGCUAUCUAUGUUAAUGAGGUAGCCAUGGAGGGAGAUCAACCUGAUUUCCAAAGUAAGCCGCCCUCUGUCGCAUCUGAUGACGGUUCUAACGAAGAACUUUUAGAUCUCUUGGGUGAUUUACCCGAGGCUUUACUCGCGCCAACGAUAGCUUCGCAAAAGACUGUGUCUAAUGAAGAUUUCAUAGAUCUGUUGGGAGACCUUCCUGAGUCCAUGGUAGAUGACGAUGAGACAAUCGAUAAUGUUCGCAAGCGGCUUGCUGAUGUUGGUGCAGUUGUGAGGCUCAACAAAAAUACCCUCAGAAGAUUUUCAACGACCGGAGACAAAUACAUUGUGCAGACUAAUGUUCAGAUGAUGGGACCGUCCGUUGCUUUAACCUUAAGACCAAGGCUAGAAAGUAAACCACUUGUCAUCCCGAAAUGA
Porites evermanni is the source of this 22724-nucleotide messenger RNA. The record is from the annotation of a GenBank genome assembly. NCBI's taxonomy places the organism in Eukaryota, Metazoa, Cnidaria, Anthozoa, Scleractinia, Poritidae.